Molecule: messenger RNA, 2697 nt
Organism: Talaromyces proteolyticus
Lineage: Eukaryota; Fungi; Ascomycota; Eurotiomycetes; Eurotiales; Trichocomaceae
Product: putative DNA replication licensing factor Mcm2
Exons: 5
Coding region: 1-2697 (898 amino acids)
Biological process (GO): mitotic DNA replication initiation; DNA replication; double-strand break repair via break-induced replication
Cellular component (GO): nucleus; MCM complex
Molecular function (GO): single-stranded DNA binding; single-stranded DNA helicase activity; ATP binding
Source: RefSeq, a predicted model, not a curated record
AUGAGUUCGCCUUUGAGGCCCAGCACAUCUGCAGCCAAUCGCGGCUUGGGCAAUUUGAACCGUCGCAAGAGAGACAGAGAGCCUGAUGAUGAGACUUCAUCGGUGGCUCCUCCGUCCAGUCCCCCUCCUUCCUCUCCUCCCAUGCUCCCAUUCGACGACGAACUUGACCGUGAUGAAGACGAGGAGAUUAUGGGAGACAUUGACGAUAUUGAGGAAAUGGCCGAGGAUGAAGACGGAAUUGAUCUUUUUGGCGAUAACUUUGAAAGAGACUACAGACAAAACCAGACACAGCAGUACCGAGGCAAGUACAUCGAUGAUGAAGACCAAGAAGAACUCGAUGUUGCCACUCGCCGACAACUAGAAGCCCGCCUGGAUCAUCGGGAUCGUGAGCUAGCUCGUCGUCGACGCAUGCCAGCUGCUUUCCUCCAGGACGACGAUGAAGAUGUGAACAUGGAUCUCAGCCGCCAAGUGCGUCGUAGAAGACAUCAUUACGAUGAGAACCACGAUGAUGUGGACAUUCAAGACGACAUUAUGGAUGAGGAGCUGACGCUUGAGGAAUUGGCUGAUUCAAAGGCGUCCAACUUGACUGAGUGGGUUAUUCAGCCACAAGUCAUGCGUACUAUUGGUCGCGAGUUCAAGGCUUUCAUGACCGAAUUCACAGAUGCUUCUGGACGGUCUGUAUACGGAGAAAGAAUUAAGACUCUCGGUGAAGUCAAUUCUGCAUCUCUGGAGGUUUCUUAUGAACAUCUCGUGGCAUCCAAAGCAGUCUUGGGUUACUUCGUUGCCAAUGAACCCACAGAGGUCUUGAAAAUAUUUGACCAAGCUGCCCUAGAGACUACACUCUAUCAUUACCCCCAUUUUGCCGACAUCCACAAUGAGAUUCAUGUGAGAAUCACAGAUCUACCGCUCGUAUACUCGCUACGAGAGCUGCGCCAAUCUCACCUCAACUGCCUGGUUCGUGUCAAUGGUGUUGUCACAAGGCGGACCGGCGUCUUUCCACAGUUAAAAUUUGUCAUGUUCAAAUGCAACAAGUGUGACAUCACACUAGGACCUUUCCAACAAGAGGCAGCCCAGGAGGUUAAAAUCUCAUUUUGCCAAAACUGUCAAUCAAGGGGCCCAUUCACCAUGAAUUCCGAAAAGACAGUGUAUCGCAACUAUCAGAAACUUACUUUGCAGGAAUCACCUGGCUCUGUCCCUGCUGGACGUCUUCCCCGCCAACGUGAAGUCAUUUUACUUGCAGAUCUCAUCGAUACCGCAAAGCCUGGUGACGAAGUUGAGGUUACUGGCAUUUACCGUAACAGUUACGACGCUCAGCUCAACAACAAGAAUGGCUUCCCCGUUUUCGCUACCAUUCUAGAGGCUAAUCAUGUCGUCAAGUCUCACGACCAGAUGGCAGGGUUCCAUUUGACUGAAGAAGAUAUUGAUCAAAUCCGCACCCUUUCCAAAGAGCCUGAUAUUGUUGACAAAAUCAUCCGCUCUAUUGCUCCAAGUAUCUAUGGACAUGAGGACAUCAAGACUGCCGUUGCCCUUUCAUUAUUUGGCGGAGUCAGAAAAGUGGCACAAGGGAAAAUGUCUAUCCGUGGUGACAUCAAUGUCCUCGUACUCGGUGACCCUGGAACUGCAAAAUCACAAAUCUUGAAGUACGUUGAGAAGAGUGCCCAUCGGGCAGUCUUCGCAACUGGCCAAGGUGCUAGUGCAGUCGGUCUUACAGCCAGCGUCAGACGUGACCCCUUGACUAGUGAAUGGACCUUGGAAGGUGGUGCAUUAGUGCUUGCUGACCGGGGCACCUGCUUAAUCGAUGAAUUCGAUAAGAUGAACGAUCAGGACCGCACAUCGAUCCACGAGGCGAUGGAGCAGCAGACUAUCUCCAUCUCCAAAGCCGGUAUUGUUACCACGCUUCAAGCUCGGUGUGCCGUCAUUGCUGCCGCCAAUCCGAUCGGUGGCCGAUACAAUGGCGCAAUCCCGUUUUCGGACAAUGUUAAUCUCACAGAACCUAUUCUUUCUCGUUUUGAUAUUCUAUGCGUGGUGCGCGACACUGUUCAACCAGAGGAAGACGAGCGACUUGCCACUUUCGUUGUUGAAUCGCAUUCCCGAGCCAACCCUCCAAAACCAUUCAAAGAUAACAAGGGCAGGCUCAUCGACAAGAACGGAGAGCUAAUUGACGAUGAGGGCUAUCGUAUUAACAAGGACGGAGUACGCCUUCCUCUCCAACCAGAAGAGGUGAGAGCUCGAGAACAAGCGAAGCGUAAAUCAGAGGAAGAGAAAGAAGGAGAAAUUCCGCAAGAAUUACUGCGGAAAUAUAUCCUCUACGCUCGCGAGAGAUGCAAUCCGAAACUGUACCAGAUUGAUCAGGACAAGGUUGCCAGACUCUUCGCCGACAUGAGACGAGAGUCGCUGAUAACUGGAGCUUAUCCAAUUACUGUGCGUCACCUGGAAGCCAUUAUGCGUAUUGCAGAAGCUUUCUGCAAAAUGCGGCUGUCCGAUUUUUGCUCAGCGCAAGAUAUCGACAGGGCCAUUGCCGUAACGGUAGAAUCGUUCAUCGGCAGUCAGAAAACCAGCGCGAAGAAAUCUCUGUCAAGAGCAUUUGCCAAGUACACACUGGCCCGACCAAAACCCCAGUCGCGGCGUAAGGCUGGUAUCCCUGUAUCGAAGCCAUAUACGCAUCGCGAGAUCCACGCGCCAAUAGACGAUGAAUAA